AUGAAGAGGAGAAGAAGGGUUCCUGUUGAAGAAACCCCCUCUGUUUCACAGAAGAAGGCCAAAUCCACUCCUGCCACCUACACAUCAAGGCAAGUGGAUAUGAAGAGCAAGGGAAAACACAAGGUUGUGGAGUCUUCUGACAAGAAGGUGAAGAAGACUGCUGAGAAGAAGAAAAAGAUUCCAAGGGUUGAUCUGGAAUCUGAGUCUGAUAUUGAAGCCGAUGUCCAGGACAUCCUGACUUCUGAGAAGAAUAAAUUUCUGUGGAAGUAUGUUUGCAAGCGUCGAAUUGCAAAGGAAAGGGGGAUUGGCAUUGAUGUGCUUGAGUGUAAGGAAAUUGUUGCUCUUAUUGAGAGGGCUGGUCUGAGGAAGACAGUUCUGGAUAUUGGGAAGUGUUAUGGGAGGCUAGUGAAGGAGUUCCUAGUCAAUUUGUCUGAUGAUGUUGGUAUUCCUGGAAGUGCUGAGUUCAGGAAAGUGUAUGUGUGUGGAAGAUGUGUAACCUUCUCCCCUGCUGUGAUCAACCAAGCACUUGGAAGGAGUGCUGUGGAAUUUGUAAAGGAGAGCUGUCUUUGGACUCUGAUUGGAGUGGUGAAUUGGAUUCCCUCUCACCAUACUUCUACUAUCUCUGCCAUUCUGGCCAAACUAAUCUACAGAAUUGGGACUGAGAUCCCCUUUCAUUUUGGUUCACUGGUGUUUGCUCAAACCUUGAAGCAUGCAGAGACUUGUGAUGUGAAGCUGCCCAUUUCAUUCCCCUCUCUCCUAACUGCCAUCAUCCUGAAGCAGCAUCCUGAUAUUCUCAGAAUGGAUGAUGUGGCUGUAUCCAAGGGUGCCUCAAUCCCCUUGGAUCAUCGUUUGUUCCUGGACCCUCAUGUCCUAGACAUUGAUAUGCCAUCCCGCAAGACAUCCAUUCCUGUUUUAGUGUCUGCCUCUGAAACUGUUGGUCAAUCUGCAAGUUCAAUGCUUUAG
Molecule: messenger RNA, 963 nt
Organism: Lotus japonicus
Lineage: Eukaryota; Viridiplantae; Streptophyta; Magnoliopsida; Fabales; Fabaceae
Exons: 4
Coding region: 1-963 (320 amino acids)
Source: RefSeq, a predicted model, not a curated record